ACGGAAGCGGUGGAACAGAGCUGCUACAUCCGGGCGACUGGCAGCCUCCGGUUGUUUUCUUGGCUGAAGUGGGGGAAAGUGAGGCGAAUCCGGCUGCCGCGACCGUGGGUCCGGAUCUACUGCACCGGCCGCACGAACUUGCUUCACAGCAAGUAAACAGAAGUUUCUGGCUUGAUUUGGCUGUGCUUGUUUUAUCUUGAAGUGAUCCUAAAGCAUGUCUGGAUUUCUAGAAGGUUGGCGGUGCUCAGAAUGCAUUGACUGGGGGGAAAAGCGGAACACCAUUGCUUCCAUUGCUGCGGGGGUUCUGUUUUUCACAGGUUGGUGGAUCAUAAUAGAUGCAGCUGUUAAUUAUCCCAACAUGAAGGAUUUCAACCAUUCGUAUCAUGCCUGUGGUGUUAUAGCCACCAUAGCCUUCUUAAUGAUUAAUGCAGUAUCAAAUGGACAAGUCCGGGGUGAUAGUUACAGUGAAGGCUGUCUUGGCCAAACAGGUGCUCGCAUCUGGCUGUUCAUUGGUUUCAUGUUGGCCUUUGGAUCUCUGAUUGCAUCUAUGUGGAUUCUCUUUGGAGGUUAUGUUGCAAAGGAAAAAGAAAUAGUGUACCCUGGAAUUGCUGUGUUUUUCCAGAAUGCCUUCAUCUUCUUUGGAGGGCUGGUGUUUAAGUUCGGCCGCACUGAAGACUUGUGGCAAUGAGGACCUGGAUAUCUGGUGGCGCAGUCUGGCACAGGGCUUUUUCCUGCUCACCGCAGUUUUUCUAUUGCCAUUUUCUAAACUGGUUCCUGAGUGUCAGCUUAGGGAUGCAAUGCUAAAUCAUGACAGCUUCCUCCGUAAGCAGCAGCAGCACAGUCUAUCCUGGGGUGCAUCUGGUCAGCCUCAGUAAUGCUAAAAGACCGUGCACACCAGUAGCCUGUCAACUUUUAUCAUGGUGUACUUUGUAAAAAUAAAGGAAAUUAUGAAAGGAA
This is a messenger RNA of Dipodomys spectabilis (banner-tailed kangaroo rat), 957 nucleotides long. It is a transcript of the gene Tmem50a, whose product is annotated as transmembrane protein 50A. The record is from RefSeq and is a predicted model, not a curated record. The transcript has 7 exons. The coding region runs from base 215 to 688 and encodes 157 amino acids. Gene Ontology annotation, biological process: late endosome to vacuole transport via multivesicular body sorting pathway; protein targeting to vacuole. NCBI's taxonomy places the organism in Eukaryota, Metazoa, Chordata, Mammalia, Rodentia, Heteromyidae.